This is a messenger RNA of Tremella mesenterica DSM 1558, 603 nucleotides long. RefSeq lists its product as uncharacterized. Lineage: Eukaryota; Fungi; Basidiomycota; Tremellomycetes; Tremellales; Tremellaceae. The transcript is spliced from 5 exons. Gene Ontology annotation, biological process: spliceosomal snRNP assembly; mRNA splicing, via spliceosome; mRNA 5'-splice site recognition. The record is from RefSeq and is a predicted model, not a curated record. The coding region runs from base 22 to 603 and encodes 193 amino acids. Gene Ontology annotation, cellular component: nucleus; U1 snRNP. Gene Ontology annotation, molecular function: zinc ion binding; pre-mRNA 5'-splice site binding.
CACCAGUCAACAUCUACCACAAUGGGCAAGUACUACUGUGAUUAUUGUGAUAUCUACCUAACUCACGAUUCCAUGAACGCUCGAAAGGCUCAUAACACGGGAAGAAAUCAUGUUUCCAACGUACGGGAUUAUUUCGCUUCUUUAGGUCAUGAUACAGCUCAAAGUAUCAUCGACCAGAUUGUGCAACAGCACGAAACUGGUGGAAGGGCCGCUAUGUAUGCAGCACCUAGCAUGAGACUCGGAGCUGGAUUUCUGAAUCCUAAUCCGACUGGAGCGAUGAACUUCGGCCCACCACCACCUAUGGCACCCUUUCCACCUCCCGGCUUCGUCUCUCCUCCCGGCCCACCCGGUAUGUCCGGUCCUCCAGGUAUCCGUCCUCCCUUCCCUCCACCCGGUAUGGGCGCUCCUAUGCCUCCUUUCCCUCCUCCAGGCGGUAUGCCCCCUUUUCCUCCUCAACAGAACGGCCCGAAUGCCCCAAUGAUGAACUCUCCUCUACCCAACGGUCAAGGUGCUCCGCCUCAAGGGUUUACUCCAGCACAAGGACCUCCACCGCCAGGGAACGUGGGUAUACAUCCAGAUCGUUUAAGGAUGAUGGGUAUGUGA